Candidozyma auris is the source of this 1101-nucleotide messenger RNA. RefSeq lists its product as uncharacterized. The transcript has a single exon. The record is from RefSeq and is a predicted model, not a curated record. The coding region runs from base 1 to 1101 and encodes 366 amino acids. Lineage: Eukaryota; Fungi; Ascomycota; Pichiomycetes; Serinales; Metschnikowiaceae.
AUGCCAGAUGGAGCCCUCACCGAACUACAUCAGCAGCACGGAAAGCCCGAGCAAGAACUGCAACGAACGCUUGACACCCAGCGCAAGUUAGAGUUCAUCACGAUGGUGAGGCGAAACAUGGAGAAUAGAAAGAUGAAGGAGAGCGGUAACAGUAAUGGAGGGUACCUGCCGUUUCCCACGGAAGAAAACCCGCUCAAGAUGGGGUUUGGCGCUGACGAGAUCAAGCUUAUAAGAAAAGAAAUGGAAGAACUAAUCAAAAAGAUUGGGCUCAGAGAAAUGCUAAAUGAUCGCACAGAAGGAGACGAGGAAAAGAUGUUGCGCGGGGACGAGAUCAUGAAGCUUCAGCGGAAGAUAGCCGAGGCCGAAGCUGAGCAGAACAGCGCCCAGGAAGGCUUCUCCUUGUAUGGGACCAAAGACGAAGAAGGGCUUCAUGCCGGUAAUGGCGACUGCGGGUAUGAAGAUGAUGAGUAUGACGAUGCAGAGCAGGACGAUUACGACAUUGGCGAAUUGCAAGGCGACGCAGAGUUUCUGUAUGAGUACGGACCCACGCAUCACAUUGAGGUGGAGCUCAGCGACGGCCCGGUGGGCGAAGGUGGAAAUAGAGACGACGAGGCGUCGUGCGAGUUUACGUUUGAGUAUGACCAGAACGGGAAGCUCGUGCCCACGUACUGCAACGUGGAAGAACAGCUUCGAUUCAUGAACUUACGAGAUAAAACCCCCAACAGCACGAUGGUGGCGCCGCCGACGGGGGAGAAGACGAAGAAGAACAAGAAAAAGAACAAGAAAAAGAAGAAGCUGCAGCAGGACGGUCAAAAAGGCCAGCCGGUGGGGAACCAGCGUGGUGGUUUUGACGCUGAUCUCGGGUGUCUCUUCUGUCAGUACGAGGCAGCGUUUGGCGUCAAGCCCGUGCACAUGAUGCGGUGGUACGACCAGAAGGUGAUGAACGAGGAGAGACACAGACAGAAAGUUCGAGAGAAGCUUGAGCGGGCUAAGCUGAAGGCACUCAAGCGGCAGCAGUCGGGGUACCAUGCGGAGGAUGGUGGUGGCGACGAUGGCGAAGAGCUGGAUGCCAGCAGAACCACCGUGGUAGACCAGGGGUAA